AUGGAACUUCGCACAAGCCUUGGCAAGGCUGCACUGGCAAAGGUAAUGGGACGCUUGAUCGAAAGCCUUGAGGGUGUGUUGCUGUACCGGAGCAACGGAGCAUGGUUCAUCAAGGUUCUCGAUAGUAACUUCAUAGAGAAAUUUUAUCGGCUACCAGUUCAACCUUUGGAUUCAAGGGGCAAGCCUAUCCCUGCAGGCAGCUACGUCUCCUUGGUCAACCGCGUUCGAAGCGCUUUCCUGGAUGCGGGCGGUUACGCGGAGUUCUUCAGCAACUGCAGCUACGGUAAAAUGGUUUUCGACAGACAGGCCUUUACGGUUGUUUCUACAGUAGUACCGUGUUCCCUGGAGCUCGUAAACAAGUGCGACGAAGACGUCAUUUCAACCGCUGCACAAGCGCAGCUGCAGCCAGGGUUUCUGAACUCCGGCUUGUUCACACAGCUGGUGUACGUUUUGCCGGACGGUAUGCUGUUCACUUGCAACUGGGUGGGCCUUGCGGAGCUUCCCGGAACACAAAGCUGGUUCACACCCGACUCGCAAGGCAUCUUCUCAAAAGGCACGGUGAUGCAAGAGCUGCUGCACAACUUCGGGCUGUACCACGGCUGGAAAGAUGGAGUCGAGUAUAUGGACGACUCCACCUCCAUGGGUUUCGGUGACAGCUGCCCCUCUGCCCCCGAGCUUCGGCUUCUGGGCUGGGCAACACCCCUGGCGCAGCUUAACUCUAGUUCCUUGCCUGUGGGCGUGUACAUGACGUACACACUUACAGCCACCUACGUGAAAUCGAGCGGAGUCAUGAUCUGGAUCCAACCCGAUUGGCUCGGAUCUCUUUAUAACAGCGAGUCAAUCAUUAGUUGCAAGGCAGCAGCACAGACGUGCCUAAGUAGUACGUUCAUAUCAUGCUGCAGGAAUAUAUACCUGGCACUUCGGGGCCGGGCGGCGGGUGAUCAAGACCUGCUGCAAGACUACAACGGAAAGGUUUCUAUGCACGAAGUGAUUCAAGACAUGGACAACAACGGCACGCUUGGGGUGAUUGAUGACCCGAAGGUGUCCAUCACCGGAGUUCUUAGGCCGAGCGCAUCCGUAGCGCUCUUCAACUACAAAGUCCACAUCCUAACGGGAGCCCUCUCCAACUCCGGUACCUCCAUUACCAUCAAGAUCUGCCGCUUCACGGAAAGCCCUGCCGAGUGCGAAGACGUCCCGUCGUAA
Messenger RNA from Volvox carteri f. nagariensis, 1203 nucleotides. RefSeq lists its product as uncharacterized. NCBI's taxonomy places the organism in Eukaryota, Viridiplantae, Chlorophyta, Chlorophyceae, Chlamydomonadales, Volvocaceae. The record is from RefSeq and is a predicted model, not a curated record. Bases 1 to 1203 code for a protein of 400 amino acids. The transcript is spliced from 11 exons.